Molecule: messenger RNA, 3583 nt
Organism: Ictalurus furcatus (blue catfish)
Lineage: Eukaryota; Metazoa; Chordata; Actinopteri; Siluriformes; Ictaluridae
Gene: sirt2
Product: sirtuin 2 (silent mating type information regulation 2, homolog) 2 (S. cerevisiae)
Exons: 16
Coding region: 1482-2633 (383 amino acids)
Molecular function (GO): histone deacetylase activity, NAD-dependent; NAD+ binding
Source: RefSeq, a predicted model, not a curated record
UCUUAUGGGGUGUUCCUGGUUUGGUUAGUUCAAAAAAGUGGUUAUAGGAAGGACAACUGGUGAACCGGCGACAGAGUCAUGAGCGCCCAAGGCUGAUUGAUGCAUGUGGGGAGCGAAGGCUAGCUUGUCUGGUCAGAUCCCACAGAAGGUCGCUGGUUCACCGGUUGUCAGCCUAUUGUCCUUCCUAGAACCACUUUUGGUAGGAACUAAUCAAACUGGGAACACCCCAUAAGACCUGCCAUUUUGGAGCUGUUUAGCCAUCACAAUUUGGCCUUAGUCAAAGUCACAUGACUCUGUCGCUGGGUCACCGGUAGAAAUUUGUAGUGCAAAUUCCUCAACAAAAAAAAGUUCAUGCUGGCUAUGAUAGAAAGGUGUCAGAACACACUGUGCAUCACUGUUCAGGGGGACCUACACUAUAUUAUGCAGGUGGUUUUUAAUGUUAUGGCUGAUCAAUGUAUGUGGUACAGUAAUUUUCCAGACAGUGUAGACUUCUGGUUUACACUAGUAGACCAUGUUUCCCAGCUGGUGUUAUUAGAAAGGAAACAGUGUCUGAAUUACUGCUACUAAUGCUACACUGUAGAUAAGCCUUUUUUUGUUUAUUUGUUUUUGUUUUUUGGUUUUUUUUUUUUGGUUUUUCUUUUUUAAUUCUCAAAUAUUUAUUGUUCAGUUUAAACAAGUAAUAAGGAAGCUGGAAAAUAAUUUACUAGCUGGCAAAGACAGUCUACCAGUUUAACCAGCUAGGUCUGUAUUUGGUAGCUGGUCAGACCAAGUUGGACGUUUUCAGCAGGGAUGUGUAAUCAUUUGAUGAUCAAUUUAAGUUGUAAACGAAAAUGUUGUAUUACACUAUGAAGAAAUAAUAAUUUAAAUAUAAAGUGCUUCGUAUUAUUCCUUCUGUUCAUCUGUUCAACACGUGUUCAGGUGAUAAAUCUAUUAAGAGAAUGUGGUAAAUCCCAUAAGCCUUAUUACAGAGGUGUGGGAAUGUAAAGGGAGCUCAUGAGUCCAUGAAGAUGAAAACGGCCUUUCAGGAGAGGUAUAUUAUUUUACACCAAGCCAUUUUAUAUACUUGACACGUUCUGAAUUAUAGAGCUUUCUCCACUAACCAAAUGCAACAUUUUAAUACAAUUUAAAAUGCUGCGUAUGUUAAAAUGUCAUUAGUGGCAUAGUGCAUUACCAAACCAAACCGCAAGGGAACCAUUUGGGGUGUUCUGUUUAUUUUAUUCUGCUAAAUUCAGAUUCGGUAUUUGGUCCUAAUAUUAAUGGUAGCGUAAUAGUUCAACCAGUGAAACGUUUUGGUGUGUAAACAUGAGUUUUUUGUUCGCAGCAUGAUUUUUUUUUUUCAACGCGGCUUUUGUUUCCAGUCGGACGACUUAUUGCGACGCACAACAACAAGCACUUGUCCCUUUAACCGAAUAGCUGGUGUUUUAAACAUUUUGUUCACGUAUACAAAGGGCGGUUAGGUUUAUUUACAGGUAGACGGAUAGAUGUCUGACUCCCAAGAACAAACUAAAAAAGCUGAGGAGGAGCCUGAUACACCUGACCACGAGGCCGAGUCAGACGACAGCAGCGAGGAAGGCGACGCUUCUGGAGACACUGAAAUGGAUUUCUUGCGCAGUCUUUUCUCUCGGACUCUCGGCCUGAGCCCUGGAGAGAAAGUCCUUGAUGAACUGAGCCUUGACGGAGUUGCUCGUUAUAUACAGAGUGGUAAAUGCAAGAAUGUUAUCUGUAUGGUGGGUGCAGGAAUAUCGACCUCGGCCGGCAUCCCUGACUUCCGCUCUCCUGGAACUGGCCUCUAUUCCAAUCUGCAGAAAUACAACCUGCCGUACCCGGAGGCCAUCUUUCAGAUUGACUACUUCAACAAACAUCCAGAACCUUUUUUUGCUUUGGCCAGAGAGCUCUACCCAGGACAGUUCAAGCCCACUGUGUGUCAUUACUUCAUAAGGAUGCUGAAGGAUAAAGGCCUUCUCAAACGCUGCUAUUCACAGAACAUUGAUACAUUAGAGAGAGUGGCAGGACUGGAAGGAGAGGACCUGAUUGAAGCCCAUGGAACCUUUCACACUUCACACUGUGUGAGUUUCCUCUGCCGGAAGGAGUACACCAUGGAGUGGAUGAAAGACAAGAUCUUUGCUGAGGACAUUCCUAAGUGUGAAGCCUGUAACAGUCUGGUCAAACCUGAUAUUGUGUUCUUUGGUGAGAAUCUUCCAACUCGAUUCUUCAGCUCGAUGAAAAAGGAUUUUCCUCAGUGUGAUCUUCUUAUCGUAAUGGGCACAUCUCUGCAGGUUCAACCUUUUGCGUCUCUUGUCAGCAGAGUUCCCACUAGCUGCCCACGGCUCCUCAUCAAUAUGGAGAAGUCAGGACAGUCGGAUUUCGCAAUGGGCUUUCUGGGAUUUGGAGGAGGAAUGGAUUUUGAUUCAGAUAAAGCAUACAGGGAUGUUGCACAUUUAAGUACGUGUGAUGAUGGCUGCUUGGCUCUAGCAGAGCUGCUGGGUUGGAAGGCUGAGCUGGAGGAGCUGGUGAAGCGUGAACACGCUAUUAUUGACAGCAAAGAUGCGAAAAAGAAAGGCGAGCAGACGAGUCAGAGCUCUCAGGCCUCAGAGAAAGACGUCAAAAACACAGAGACCGAGAAGACAAAGUAGACAAGCUGAGUGAAAAAUUAAAACCCGGUCCAUUUUGACUCCCAGUCUUUGAUUCUCGGAGACUGCUGUCCCUCGUCUCUCUGUCUCUUUGAAAUUUCUGUCAUACUAGAUAUACAACGGGCUUAGAAUUUCACUCCUUGGAUGUUUAUAUCAUGGUAAAUUAGGAAAACUAGGCCCAGAGCAGCAACAUUUAUCACGUAAGCUACGAAUUGUACUGUACACAUUGAGGCGAGACCGAUGCAGGUGACAGACAAGCCAAAUAAUCUUGCGUGACCUUGUCUGGUUCACUGUAAUCCUGAUAUGCAUAAGGCUUUUAACAACCAUUUGUCAUUUUUUAUUAAGGGUUAGUUAUGCAUACUUUCCCAGAUUAAAUGGUGGUAUAUGUACAGGAGGCUGUUUAUUUUCUUGACUGAUGAGCUAAAUGUGUUUUAUUUGCCGAAGGUGGUAGAGGUAUUUGUUAAUGCUUAGAAUAUCAAAAGUUAUGGACUUGGUGGUUUUGUGGACAGCCUUACUAAGGCAAAAGAUUGUAACUGAUUAUAGAGUGAAAAAGAAAAUAUAUUCAUUAAAUAAGUUCAGUCAAUGUUCAAUGUUUACAGCCAAAUAAAUAGUCGCUAGAUGAUAUAAUGGAGGGCUGUUUGAUGGGAAGUAUAGUUAGAGUUGAUCUCAUUGACUGAUGUCUUUUUCUUUUUUUUUGUUUUGUUUUGUUUAAUCAAAUUUCCUGUUCAUUUAAAAAAUAUUUCUAUUGAUGAAUUGAGCUAUCCAUUAUAAUAAUAUAGCCUGAUAUGUUUAAAUUGCUUAAUCUGCAAUGUUUUUGUUAAUGUUGCAGUGUUUCCUAUCUGUGCCAUGAUUAUGCAAGACUUGAGCUUAUUUAAAAAAAUAUUGCUGAAAUGUUUCAUCAAUCAUGUGUUCGAUAACCAGCAAGAAAUGGAAAUAAACACUACAUAAAUGAA